AUGGAGACUAGUGAUGUACCUGUGGGUGUAGCUGAUGUGUCAAUCACAGAUAGCAAGCCCAACCCACCUGCACCCACAAACACUGCCAGUAUGUUACCACCAUGUAGAGUGUGUGGAGAAAAGGCUUCAGGAUUCCAUUAUGGUGCCAAUACUUGUGAAGCUUGUAAGGGAUUUUUCCGACGUAGUUUAAAGAAAAAGGGAGAAUAUAAAUGUGUGAAUAAUAAAGAUUGUAAUAUUGGACCAGGGAAAAGAAAUGGUUGCCCGAAAUGUAGAUAUAAGAUAUGUUUGGAUAUUGGUAUGAGUAAAGAAGGCAAGUAUAAUGAUAGUAUAUGA
Lottia gigantea (owl limpet) is the source of this 333-nucleotide messenger RNA. RefSeq lists its product as hypothetical. The record is from RefSeq and is a predicted model, not a curated record. Gene Ontology annotation, biological process: hormone-mediated signaling pathway; negative regulation of transcription by RNA polymerase II; cell differentiation. Gene Ontology annotation, molecular function: zinc ion binding; nuclear receptor activity; RNA polymerase II cis-regulatory region sequence-specific DNA binding. The coding region runs from base 1 to 333 and encodes 110 amino acids. The transcript has 2 exons. NCBI's taxonomy places the organism in Eukaryota, Metazoa, Mollusca, Gastropoda, Lottiidae.